GAGGGGAAGGGAGGGGGAGGCGGCACUUGGGCUGCAGCUCGCAACCAGAGGCAGUCUCUCUCAGCUCUCGGAGGGACGGGGAGCGGCAGCCGCGGAGUAGGAUGCUCUGCGGGGCGCCCUGAGCCGGGGGCGCGUGAAGCAGCUUCGGGGGCCGGGGCCACUGGGCAGCUUUCACCAUGCAUCAGUCCCUGACUCAGCAGCGGUCCAGCGACAUGUCCCUGCCCGAUUCCAUGGGAGCCUUCAAUCGAAGGAAACGAAACUCCAUCUACGUCACCGUGACCUUGCUCAUCGUGUCCGUGUUAAUUCUCACGGUGGGCCUUGCCGCCACCACCAGGACCCAGAAUGUGACCGUCGGAGGUUAUUACCCAGGAGUUAUUCUCGGCUUUGGAUCAUUCCUUGGAAUCAUCGGAUCAAACCUUGUUGAGAACAAACGGCAGAUGCUGGUGGCUUCUAUCGUCUUUAUCAGCUUCGGUGUGAUUGCGGCCUUUUGUUGUGCCAUCGUCGACGGGGUCUUCGCUGCCAGACACAUUGAUCUGAAACCACUCUACGCUAACCGGUGCCACUAUGUCCCCAAGACAUCCCAGAAGGAGGCUGAGGAGGUCAUAAGUUCCUCAACCAAAAAUUCUCCUUCCGCGAGGGUUAUGAGGAACCUUACCCAGGCAGCUAGAGAGGUGAACUGCCCUCACCUCAGCCGAGGAUUCUGCACGCCUCGUAUCCGGGGCAACACCUGCUUCUGCUGCGACCUCUACAACUGUGGCAACCGCGUGGAGAUCACCGGUGGGUACUACGAGUACAUUGACGUCAGCAGCUGCCAAGACAUCAUUCACCUCUACCACCUGCUCUGGUCUGCCACCAUCCUCAACAUCGUCGGCCUGUUCCUGGGCAUCAUCACUGCCGCGGUCCUUGGAGGCUUUAAGGACAUGAACCCAACUCUGCCGGCGCUGAACUGUUCCGUUGAAAAUGCCCAUCCGACGGUUUCUUACUAUGCUCGUCCUCAAGUGGCGUCGUACAAUACCUACUACCAUAGCCCUCCCCACCUGCCGCCAUAUUCUGCUUACGACUUUCAGCAUUCCGGUGUCUUCCCAUCCUCCCCGCCCUCCGGACUUUCUGAUGAGCCCCAGUCCGCCUCGCCUUCGCCCAGCUACAUGUGGUCCUCGAGCGCACCGCCCCGCUACUCUCCCCCCUACUACCCGCCUUUUGAAAAACCACCACCUUACAGCCCCUAAAGACGAAUGCCUGCUGGCUAUUGAGAUUAUCGUGGCUUUUGUAUUUCUGCUUUAGUGGAAGUGUGUAGGGUACAAAAUUUAAAGUGUGAUUUUUAUGCAUAAAGUUUUAUGAAGGCCUGCCAAGCUAGGGAAAGAUAGGGAUGAAGCUUAUUCAUUUAUCAGUGCAGAGCAGGGGUGGCUAGGCUGAACCCAGCGCUUCCAAAAAGGGCAGCGCACACUCUAAGCAAGGCUGGGGAGCCAUCCCAGCAAGAAGCUUGUCCCGUUGGGACCUGGACCUGCGUUUCCCUAUGGCUCUGCCUCGGCCCUCUGCUGCAGCGGCAGCGGGGCUUGCCACCUGUUCCACUUUGUGUAAAUGCAGUGUCGUCCUCAAACCCUCGACAGACCGCCACCCUAGCACCUUGGGUUGAGCACCUGGCUUAUCUAUAGGCCCUAUCUUUCCCUACCACUGCAGUUAGUCCCUAAGGAAAAUUUCCCAGCUGGAGCUACCCAGUGGUUCCAAUGCAGAGAGUUUUGGCUAAGAUUUUGUUUGCUUGUGUCUGGAUGUCAAAAAACGCUGUCUGUAUCUUAUACUCCUUUCUUCUCUGUGAGUAUUGUAAAAAUGGCUGUUGUGAUCGUUCAGCUCAGCUUUUGUUAUCAGUACCUCCCAAAGGGAAAAGUGCAAUAUUCCCUCGAAUAGUGGGAACAGGACUGAUUGUUUAGAAUGUGCUGAAAUACAGAGACCAACGUGUGAGGUGUUUUGAGUCGAUCUCAGUGACACAUUCGAUAACUUAAGAGACAGAGGUUCUGCUGCGUGGUGCAGUGUUACAGAAGACAUUGGCUAUGGGAGAUCUUACGGUUAAAAUUCAGAGUUUAAAACGCUAGGCUAGGUUCUUGGGUGGUGAUGAUGAAUUUACUAAUCUUUGUGACUAUUUAAUCUUCAAAUAUUGUGCUUCAAUCCCAGCAAACCGCACGUAUCCCGCACCCCACCCCGAGAGAAUCAUCUGUAUUUUAAUGCCACUGCUCUUACUGGCCCUUUUUUCUGUUGAGACCAAUCACGACAGUGUUCAAGAUUAUGAAAGUGUUACAAUGCCGCUUUAAGUCUGCAAAACCUCAAAAGUAGCCAACUUGACAAAUUCUUAGGUGUUACCGUAGAUUUCACAUCCAUCUGGCACAUUGUGGUAGGUGUUUGUAUGGUUCUUUUAAUUAUGCAUAGCUUUAAACCAUCCACCUGAUGAAUUUAACACUUCAGCACCCAUGCCUUCACUUCAGAAGGAACACUUUCACUGCAAUCUUAUGUUAACCUGAGACUUGAGUGAUUUAAAGGAAGAUGGAUAAUCCUACACUUGUAUAACGUAAAAAUACAGGGGCUACAGGAGGGUACCUAAUUAGUUCUGCAAACACAGAACGCAUACUGGAAAAUUUUCCGGCCGAUUUCGCUACCUCCCGACUUGAUGGAUUAGAGGUAGCAGGCAAAUGCUGGUGCUCCCAUCUACCUUGUAGACACCCAGCCAUCAAGAAUUAUCAAGGCACAAGUGCCCUCAUUGUUCACAGUAAAUGUUUGCAAAGCAUUCGGUUUAACUUCCGGCAUUAUGAAUGAUGUCUCAUCCAGAGUUCAAAUCAGGAAAACUAGAACCCUUUUGCGUUAUAUAAAAUUACUAUUAUUUUCUACACUUCUGAGCAUAUUAAAUUCUAUUGGAUUUCAAAAAGGGACUAACGACCAAUUGACUUACUAUACGAAUACCAACUUGUAAUACUCAAUGAAAUUUCUUGCCAUUUACACUACCUUUUGCUUUAGUGAACGUGUAUGAGUAUUUAAUUUUCUAAAAGGCACCAUUACACAGUAUAUCUUACAUUUAUCACAUUUCUUAAAGUGUUGAGACUCUGACUCAUUUCUAUGUAUUUUUCUUACUUUACAAAAUAACUUGAAACAGAAUAGAUUUUGUAACACUUAAUUUGAGCUUCUUUUUUUAUUACAUUGAAUUAUAUAAAGUGCAUGUUACCUUAGAAAAAUUAAUAUUUGCUGCUUUACUCUUUUGCAGAACAUUUGCUGUAAUGAAGGAAUUUGUAUUUCCGAUAUGUACCUUGACUGCAUUUUGUAAUAUUUACUGCUUUAUUCCUAAUUCUGCUUUAAAGUAUUGAACUGGGCAUGAAACAUUAAAAUAUUAAUCCAGAACCUCUACAAACUGGAUGUUGCUUAAAAUCUGUAUCACUGCCAUGUUGGAAACCCAGACUGCUUUUGUGAUGUUUCAAAUUAAUAAAACUAUCCUCCUCCGUA
This is a messenger RNA of Lontra canadensis (Northern American river otter), 3480 nucleotides long. RefSeq names its product transmembrane protein 255A (gene TMEM255A). NCBI's taxonomy places the organism in Eukaryota, Metazoa, Chordata, Mammalia, Carnivora, Mustelidae. The record is from RefSeq and is a predicted model, not a curated record. The transcript is spliced from 10 exons. The coding region runs from base 177 to 1226 and encodes 349 amino acids.